CCUCUACAAGACGUCUCGCAUCCGCGUAUUGAGCUUGGUGCCACAGCUCGACGCACAGCAAGUGCAGCACCCAACCUCGCGUCGCGGCUGGCGGUGGACCGAACUCCGCGAUGGUGAGCCAUGACGUCGUCGGCCAUCUCCUCAGUCUCGUUCUCGACAUCCACAACGACCACAACCCACACACCAUGGCGACGCUCUACCUGGACCCACCCAAGGUUGACACCACAGAAGGCGGCAAGAAGGUGAACAAGUUUACGCGGCCCACGCCGCCGCCGUUCGUCGACACAGCCCACCGCGUGCGAUACCAGCGCGGCCAGCUGGCGCUCGGCGCACGCAUCCUGUCUGACCAAGGCUGGGGGGUAGGCUACGCGCUCGGCCUGUCCGCGCGCGACGCGGGGGACAGCGGGCUGGUGUGGUUCCUGCCCCGGGGACGCGCGCUCAACGCGGUGCGGAGCGACGACCUCGUCGGCGUCGACUUGGAGGGCAAUGUCGUCUCUGGCACCGGCGAGGUCGACGCUACCUACGCCCACAUCCACCUCGCGAUCUACGCGUCCCGACCCGACGUGAACGGCAUCUGCAGUGGGCACACGCCGCACGGGCGCGUGUUUGCGCAGAAGGCAAAGCCGCCCGCGACGCUGUGGCAGGACAGCUGUAUCUUCCACCGGCGCGUGGGCGUGCUGUCCUUCGCUGGCGCUCUCAACGCUGGCAGCGAUCGCAAACCUGUCGCGGACGCCGUGUCAGGGGACAUCGUCGCGCUCGUGCUUGCCAACCGCGGCCUGUUGACCGCGAGCGCGAGCAUCGAGGGGGCUAUCGGGCUGUACUUGCGCCUAGAGAGCCUCGCGCACGCGCAGCUGCUUGCUGAGGCUGCUGUGCGCGGGCGCGGGGGCGAGCUCAUCCCCGUUGGGGAAGAGGAGGCACUCUUUACCCAGCAGAACGCGGGUUCCGCACACCAGCAGUGGAUGAUGAGCUUGCCGCAGUACACGCGGCUCGAGAAGGCCACGGGCGGCCCACUGGUCUACUAGCCGCUACGACUGCCAUGUUCUUCUAGUUGCAUAUGCUACGCCUUGUACCCGUC
This is a messenger RNA of Vanrija pseudolonga, 1075 nucleotides long. Its product is annotated as class II aldolase/adducin head domain-containing protein. Gene Ontology annotation, cellular component: cytoskeleton. The transcript is spliced from 4 exons. Gene Ontology annotation, molecular function: actin filament binding. NCBI's taxonomy places the organism in Eukaryota, Fungi, Basidiomycota, Tremellomycetes, Trichosporonales, Trichosporonaceae. The record is from RefSeq and is a predicted model, not a curated record. Bases 111 to 1022 code for a protein of 303 amino acids.